AGUGUUUACUGGAAGCAAGCUAUGAAAAAUGAAGUGAAAUGAAGUCACUACAAGAGAAUCAGACAUGGGAACUGAUUACUUUACCAAAACGAGCAAGAGCUAUACCAUGUAAGUGGGUUUUUCGUGUGAAGACUAAUCCUGAUGGAAGUGUUGAGAAAUAUAAAGCAAGACUUGUCAUCAAGGGAUUUAAUUUACGCUACGGUGUAAACAAAAUUGAGACCUUCCAUCCAGUAGCUAAACUGAGCACAAUUCGUUCAAUGUUAAGUGUUGCUGCAGCUGAAAAGAUGCAUCUAAUACAGUUUGACGUGUCUACAGCAUUCUUGUAUGGGGAACUAGAAGAGUUUGCAAACUAAGGCAAAGUUUGUAUGGACUUAAACAAGCCCCAAGAUGUUGGAGUAAACGGUUUGGAGCAUUUCUCAUGUCAGCAGGUUUCAAGGCAAGUGAUACAGAUCCUUGUUUACAUAUCAGAGAAGAAGGUGGUAACAAACUGUUAGUUGCUCUUUGUGUAGACGAUGGGUUAGUUAUGGCAAGUGAUCAGCUGGAUGCCACAAAGAUCACUGUGAAACCAGCAUCAUAUUUUCUUGGACUUGAGAUAAAACGCUUUGAUGAUGGUGCAAUCAAGACAAGUCAACAAGCCUAUGCAAAGAAGAUUCUGGAGCGUUUCAGUUUUCAAGAGUGCAAACCUGUCUCAAUAUCAUUUGUAAAGGAACCAGAUACAUUACAGGUAGAAGGAAAGAUGCAGAGAAGUGUCACUUUCCCUAUCGGCAAGCACUGAUGUACCUGAUGCUUGGAAUGAGACCUGACCUGGCUUAUAGUGUGAGCUUCCUGUCCCAAACUCUUGACAUCAACAGAAGAUGUAGUGUGACUAAAGCGAGUACUCCGGUAUGUAGCAGGUACAUGUGACCUGGGCAGAAUCUAUCGUCCAAAUAUGUGUAGUGGCAUAUUAGAUUGCUACAGGGAUGCAGACUUUGGAGGGUGCAACAAAACUGGACAGUCAACACCUGGUGUACUUAUUACAUAUGCAGGUGGAGCUAUCUCCUGGCUCAGCCAAAGAUAGGCAGUGACUGCAACAUCUACAACAGAAGCAGAGCUGGUAGCUGCAACAGAAUCUGUGAAGGAGAUAAUCUAUCUGUGUAGACUUUUUAGAGGAAUGAGAAAGCUGAGUGAAGUUCCAGUCCUUAUGGUCGACAAUCAGGCAACAGUGAAACCUGCACAAAACCCCGAGUUCCAUCAUCACACUAAGCAUAUAAAAAUAAAGUAUUUCUUCGUCCAAGAAAAGGUAUUGGAAGGAGACUUAGGCAUUCAACAUAUGUCAACUGAGGACCAGUUACCAGUAUACUGACGAAACCGCUGGCAAAACCAACACUGUUAGAUUAAUGUCAUAACAUGGGUCUUUCAUGUUGAUGUGUUCCCUUUUUUUCUUAAUUAAAUAAGGGAAAGUGUUACAGUUAUAAGUGUUUGUACUUAAUUAAGUGGCAGACAAAAGUUGGCAGCACUUCUGCUCUAGAGUCUUUGGAGAGACAAGUACUAGAAACUAGGUCUUUGACGAUGUGUGUCUUUGUGUGGCGGUACAAUGUGAAAUAAACGUAAUGUUCAGUGAAGUAGACAGAUUCUUUUUAAACCUAAAACAAGUAAAAGUAACAAUCACUACCGCUCUUUCCUUAUCAGCCGUUUUUAUACAAUUAAAAUAGAACACUAAAUUAAACAAGUUACUGAAAUAGUUUUUAAAUAUAUCUAACUGAUGAGUUUAGCAACGCCAACUCUGGGUCCAUUCAGUACUAUUUGGUAUUGUGUGGUAUGUCGCCUGCUGCAGCACACCAAACACAGGAUUGGUCCAAUUUUCAA
Messenger RNA from Schistocerca americana (American grasshopper), 1845 nucleotides. RefSeq lists its product as uncharacterized. The transcript has 2 exons. The coding region runs from base 419 to 775 and encodes 118 amino acids. Lineage: Eukaryota; Metazoa; Arthropoda; Insecta; Orthoptera; Acrididae. The record is from RefSeq and is a predicted model, not a curated record.